Messenger RNA from Actinia tenebrosa (Australian red waratah sea anemone), 969 nucleotides. Its product is annotated as elastase-1. The record is from RefSeq and is a predicted model, not a curated record. Gene Ontology annotation, biological process: proteolysis. Gene Ontology annotation, molecular function: serine-type endopeptidase activity. Lineage: Eukaryota; Metazoa; Cnidaria; Anthozoa; Actiniaria; Actiniidae.
CAGAAGAAGUUUAUAUAUAUAACAGAUGCUCAGCUGAGUCAUGGUUUUACUCAAUAUAAGACCUAAGAAUUGAGGUUAGAACAUCAUCACCUUCCAAGAUGUUUCUCUAUAUAGUUCUGGCUUGUCUGCUUGGUUCUGCCUUCUCCCAAAGUUGUGGGCGAAAGCCUGGGAUGCGUAUUGUUGGAGGAGAACAAGCUACACCAAAUUCGUGGCCAUGGCAACUGUCACUCAAAUUUAGAGGAGGUCACAAUUGUGGCGCAACACUGCUGACACCUACAUGGGCCAUCACCGCGGCUCACUGCGUUGCACGUAGCAACAAUCCCCGGGACUACACACUUUCUGCAGGUGCUCACUAUCGACAGAAUCAUGGCGUGACACUACGGGUCGCCAGAAUCAUAACCCACCGUGGAUAUGACAAGAGCCAUCUCAGACAUGACCUCUCUCUCCUCCGUCUUUCGCAACCUGCACGGCUGAACAGCAGGGUACAGACUCUGUGUCUGCCACGACAGAGUGCCCGCGCUAGACCCGGUGGCAGGUGCUACAUUGCAGGAUGGGGCAGAAUYGAUCCCAAUGACCUUUAUAAACCAUCCGACGUGCUGAAACAAGCCUACAUGCCAAUCGUAGACCACAGGACCUGCAUAAGGAGAAAUGGCAACUUUGUUGAUGAGACUACAAUGGUAUGUGUAGGUGGACAGGGUCAUAGUGCAUGUAAUGGUGACAGCGGCGGGCCCUUGAUGUGCGAGGAGAAUGGACGAUGGGUGCUCCGCGGUGUUGCGUCAUGGGUAACCAAACUGACUUGUCCUGGUAACACUUACUCAGUGUACGCUCGUGUCAGUGAACAUGUCAACUGGAUCUACCAGAACAUGAGAGGUUAACCUGCAAAAUACCAAACCGUCCUUCCACAAGAAAAAAGUAACAUGUUAACGAAACUGUUCUUAGCUGAAUAAAAUGUUUAUAGACGAAAAGGCA